AUGGCAUUUUCCCAGUUGGGCUACCAGUACAUCCGCCCGCUCUACGGACCGACGGACCGCCAAGGGAACAACGGCAGCGGCGGCGGCGGCGGCGGUUCCCGCACCGGAGCCGAGAUGAGCCCGGCCGGUUCGCUCUGCGGCGUCCUAUCGUCCAUGUACGGCGCGCCUUACGCGGCAGCCGCGGCUGCUCAGGGCUACGGGGCCUUCCUGCCUUACGCGGCGGAGCUUCCCAUCUUCCCGCAGCUGGGCGCCCAGUAUGAGCUGAAGGACAGCCCAGGCGUCCAAGCCGCGGCCUUCCCGGCCCCUCACCCGGCUUUCUACCCUUACGGCCAGUACCAGUUCGGCGACCCCUCCAGGCCCAAGAACGCCACCCGCGAGAGCACCAGCACGCUGAAGGCCUGGCUGAACGAGCACCGCAAGAACCCUUACCCGACCAAGGGCGAGAAGAUCAUGCUGGCCAUCAUCACCAAGAUGACCCUCACCCAAGUCUCCACCUGGUUCGCCAACGCCCGGCGACGCCUCAAGAAGGAGAACAAGAUGACCUGGGCGCCCCGCAGCCGCAGCGAGGACGAGGAAGGCACGGCCUACGGCAGCGAGGACGGCGAGGGCGAGAAGCGAGACCCCGACGACGAGGAGAUCGACCUUGAGAAUAGCGACAGCGAACCCUCGGAGAGCGGCGGCGGCGGUGGCGGCGGGCCGGCGGGAGCCGGGGGCCCAACCGGGCAGGUUCUCCUGCACGUCGGGGAGGCAGGGGAAGAGGGCCGGGAGGCGGGCGCGGAUCAGGAGGGCGCGCAACCGACGGCGUUGCGCUUGCCUUCCCCGCGGGAGCCCCGCGCUGGUAGCGACACGUCGGAAGACGAGGAGGAAGAGGAGGAGGAGGAGGAGGAAGAGAGCUCCGACGGCUUCGAGGAACUGUCCGGCGCUCAGGAGCGCUUCCUGAAGGCGGUGGAAGCCAGGCGGCGCGCCACGACGGGACCCCCGCCUCUCCGCAGCCCCAGCCCGCUUCCCCAGCCCGCCCAGCCGCCCAAGCCUAAAAUCUGGUCUUUGGCAGAGACGGCGACGGCGGCGGCAGCAGCGGCGGCGGCUCUAGCGGCUUUUUCCAGACCGGCGGACCAAGCGCCGAGCGCGGAAGCCUGCGGAACAGAUCGAUCUAGUGCCUUGGAUGUAGAGAAAAAGUUAAUAAAGACAGCUUUCCAGCCAGUUCAGAGGCGGCCUCAGAACCAACUUGAUGCAGCUAUGGUUCUAUCGGCAUUGUCAUCAUCCUAGUUAAUUCUCUCUUUUUUUUUCUAAUUAUUGUUCUAAUGGUUGUAAAAUAAAAUUAUCUGUAUAGUUACAGCUCGUACGCAUGUCUGUGUAUUACACGAAGCAAACAAGUGUGUGUGUAUGAGAGAGAGAGAGAGAGCGGGAGGUCAGAACUCCAUUUCGGUUAACUCGUCUGGAUUAGCUGAAGUCGUGAAGUAUUUUUGGGUGAAGUUCUGGUGUGAGAAGUCAGUUUCUUUUUGUAUAUAGAGCCCAAUAUAUACACAGGCGUCCAAAUGUACAUAACUGUGAACCAAACUGUACAAGAAAGUAUAUACAUAUAUAUAUAUUUUGGCUAAUAAACUGUUGCCACUUUGACUUACGCUUUUUCUGAGACGAGCUGGAACUGGAUUUGCAUUUAUUUUGAUGGGGGAGAGACGUCCAUUGACACUUGGGAAAGGCAAGCCGUGAUUCUCUAAGUAGGAAAAAA
This is a messenger RNA of Thamnophis sirtalis, 1729 nucleotides long. NCBI's taxonomy places the organism in Eukaryota, Metazoa, Chordata, Lepidosauria, Squamata, Natricidae. The record is from RefSeq and is a predicted model, not a curated record.